AUGAGUGGAAAAAAUAUGAAUUUGAAUCAAAAGUUAAGGCGUAGCCCUAGGAAUGAAAAAAGCAACACAAGCAUUACGCCUACAACUUUGGCUCCUUCAAGAAUACGACGAUCAUUAUUCCCUGUACAAAAGGAAACUUUUGUAUCUAAUAAGGAACAGAAUGUGCCUACACAAAAGACAACUUAUGUAUCUGAUAAGGAAGGAAAUGUGCCAACAUCACAAUCAGUCACCGGCUUAAUUAACUCACAAGUGGAUAGUCAACUAAGAAAAUCGCAGUCUGACUCUCAAUGCUUGCAAAGAAGUUCUAGGAUUAUGAACACUUCGAGUAUGUUAGAAGAGAAUGAUGGGCAUGAAAUUUCAAAUGAAAGGUCGCGAGAAGAUGAACAAAAUCAGAUUUUAACUCCCUUGACUUCACAAGGAGGCUAUAAUUGCACAAAUAGGAGGAGAGUUAAUGCAAGUAAACCAAAGAAUAUGAAGGGUCGUGGUGCCAACAAAACAAAAGUUCUAAAACAACCUAUAGUUGUUGAUGUGAAUGAACAUGGACAACCUAUUGGUGAUUCUGAGAGGCCACUGUCUUCACUAAUUGGUUGUCUUGCACGUGACCCGAGAAGAUUGCCAUUAGAUUGUUGGGACUGGAGAUAUAUUAGUCAAGACAAAAAAGAUCGUUUGUGGGAAGAAGUAAAGCAAUCAUACAAGUUCCCUGAAGAACGAGAGCCUUACGAUUGGGCUAUGAAGACGAUGAAUGCCGCAUGGAGAUUAGAAAAAUGUGAACUGAAGAUAAAGUAUUUUGAUGGAAGAACUCACAAUAAUGCACUAGCUCAAAGGUCACACAUUGCACACAUUCCUGAUGAUAUGUGGAGAAACCUGGUGGAAUUUUGGGAAUCUCCAAAAGGCCAAGAGAGGAGUAAACGUAAUAAAGACAACAAGAGUAAGUCAACAAUGUGUCAUUAUGCCGGGACAAAGAGUUUUGCACGUAGACGUGCAGAGAAGAGGGAAAAGGAUGGAAAAGAGCCAGAUGCUCUUGAUGUAUGGCUUGAUACCCAUCAACCAAAAAAAGGUUCUCGACUUGAUGAUGCUUCAGCUAUGACAAAGAAAUUGAUUGAAGAAGAUUUGGCUUCCCUCCCACAAAACACUUGUAAUGACGAGGAACGUAUGAAAAUUUUCAAGAAGCAUGUAGGAGAAGAUAAAAAUGGUUAUGCAAAGACUUUUGGUUUGGGUGUGAAGGUUCCUCGUUCUCGUGCAAAAAGAUGUGCUUUAGAAGAGGAGAGAGCUAAAAGAAUCAAAAGUGAGAAAGAAGUUGAAAAAUUGGUAAAGAAGCUUGACAAAGCAACAAAUUUGAUGAAAAAGUUUCUACAACUUCAGGGUAUUUCAGAUGACAUUUGUUUGUCAAAUGACGAUGAUGAUCAUGAGGAAAGUGUGCAUAGUGAGGACCACAACGAGGAAAAUUUAGAAGAUGUGGAUAUUGAAAAUGAGUAUAAUGAAUCACGUCAAUUUGACUGUGAAAAUGCACUAUUUGAAGAUGAAGAAUUGAUGUAA
This is a messenger RNA of Spinacia oleracea (spinach), 1536 nucleotides long. RefSeq lists its product as uncharacterized. Bases 1 to 1536 code for a protein of 511 amino acids. The transcript has 8 exons. NCBI's taxonomy places the organism in Eukaryota, Viridiplantae, Streptophyta, Magnoliopsida, Caryophyllales, Amaranthaceae. The record is from RefSeq and is a predicted model, not a curated record.